Dicentrarchus labrax (European seabass) is the source of this 2414-nucleotide messenger RNA. Its product is annotated as membrane progestin receptor beta-like. Gene Ontology annotation, biological process: response to steroid hormone. Gene Ontology annotation, cellular component: plasma membrane. The record is from RefSeq and is a predicted model, not a curated record. The transcript has 6 exons. The coding region runs from base 103 to 1245 and encodes 380 amino acids. Gene Ontology annotation, molecular function: steroid binding; nuclear steroid receptor activity. NCBI's taxonomy places the organism in Eukaryota, Metazoa, Chordata, Actinopteri, Moronidae.
GUUUGAGGUGAUCGGUACGUGGACCCCUGGAUGGAUCUAUACGUAGAGUCCUGAAUGUGUUGACUGAAGCUUUGCUGCUCACAGUGUCUCCAGAUUGUGUAAAUGGUGCUUUUAUUUUGCUCUGUACAGAACGACGAGCCCAACUCAGGAUCUUCUCCCAUCAUGCCUCGGGUGUCGUUUGCCACUCCCUCGCUGUGCCUCACCUUCCUCCCUCUGCUGGCCCGCGUCCUCCCCUCCCUCCCCCCCACCGUCCGAGACGUGGACGUCCCCCCGUUGUUUCGGGAGCGGUUCAUCCUGUCUGGGUACCGGCCCGUGGGCCUCUCGUGGCGCUCGUACGUCCUCAGCCUCUUCCAGAUCCACAACGAGACCCUGAACGUAUGGAGCCACCUGCUGGCCGCCGUCUGCGUGGUGACGAGGUUCCUGGCGUUCACUGUCCUGCAGGGAGGGGGCAUUCUGGGUGUUCGGCUGCAGGGUCCUGAGGGUCAGGGGUUUUCUGUGGACGUCUCCUCGCUGCCUCUGGUCCUCUACGUUGUCUCUGCUGUCACAUACCUGAGCUGCAGUGCUGCGGCCCACCUGCUGCAGUCCCACUCGGAGGAGGCGCAUUACUCGCUGUUCUUCCUGGACUACGUGGGCGUGGCCGUCUACCAGUACGGCUGCGCUCUGGCUCUGUGCCUGUACAGCUCCGACGCCGCCUGGACACAAAGCAUGCUGGGACAGAUCUUCCUCCCGGCCGCCGCCCUCCUUGCCUGGUUCUCCUGCGCCGCCUGCUGUUACGCCAAGCUUUGUUUCCGGCGGCCGUACCCGCUGCACAGGAAGCUCUGCCAGGUGGUGCCGAUGGGCGUGGCCUACCUGCUGGACAUCAGCCCCAUCGCCCACCGUCUGUCCACCUGCAGCUGGACCAGCAACUCCGCACUGCCGCUGCACUUCCUGCAGGUGGUGCUGUUUCUGCUGUCAGCUUUCUUCUUCUCCUGUCCCAUACCUGAGCGCUUCUCCCCGGGCAGCUUCGACCUCUUUGGCCACGCCCACCAGCUCUUCCACGUCCUGCUGUCCUUCUGCACGCUCGCCCAGCAGGAGGCGCUGUUCCAGGACUUCCUGUGGAGGCGGCCGGCGCUGGUCAGGGAGUUCGGAGAGGAGCGCCUCCUGCUGGCCUGCGCCUCCUUCCCCUGCCUGACGCUCUGCUGCACGAUGACGGCGCUCGCCAUGAGGAGGCGGGCUCGAGCUCAGCUGCUCAAAGAGCAAACAUAGAAGAAGAAGAAACGAAGAAGAAGAAGAAGAAGGGAGACAUUUCUGUAGACAAACUUAACUUUUCAUUAAUGUGUCUGUAACUUUCGGCUCCUUCUCCUCCUCCUCCUCAUCAUCAUCAUCAUCAUCAUCAUCAUCAUCAUUGUGUUCCUGCUCUGAUCCACUGGAUUUACUGGUUUCUGCAACAGACAGACAGACAGACACACAGACAGACACACAGACAUUAAAAUGAAGCUGAUGUUUGAACAAACUAUAAUGAUUCUACAGAUAAUGUGUGUAUUUUUGUUUAAUGAGGGAAUGCUACAGGUUCUAUCUUUAACAGCUGCGAGUACAAACACAACAUCUGCACAUAAAACUGAAUUAAACUUAUUUAAACUGCGUUGUAGUUGUUGUUCUAGUAGUUGUUGUUGUAGUUGUUAUCUCUCUCUCCCAGCUCUCUGCAGGCCUCGCUCUGCCAGUCAAGCAUUAAGUGUCGGUUGCAGUGUUUGGGUGGAGCCGCUGAUAAUGUUCCAGUUUCAGUUUGAUCUGGGCUUUAAUGAGCUUAUCGGUUGCAGCUGCCUGUGGUCGAAGGAACGGCCAUAAAAACAAAACACACUCCCUUUGUGUGUUUUAUUAUUAGUCCUGGCAGAGUGGGCUCAAUGCAGGGCCGUAAACCGCUGCCACAUUCUGCACCUUCAUUUCUAGAGAAAGAGUCAAAAAACAAGGAGAAACGUGUCCGAUAUUAUUGUGUCAUACAACAGACAGCCGCCAUAUUGAUUAGGUUACAGCCACAAUACAGUAUCAGAGUGUAAACUGUUUGUCCUGAGGGGGGCGCUAGAGGAAAGGGGGGGGCAGCUUUAUCAAACUUAGUGCAGCUCAAAGUUCUUUAAUGACCGAAGAAUCUGAGCAAUAAAACAACAGAGAUCAAUGCAACCAGAGCUGGAGCUGGUAGAGAUAACAUGAAAACAAUAACUAAUACAAUUAAACAGAUAUAAUUAUCUAUAAACUAUAUUUUUAAUGUUUAAUUAAAGAUAUUUACAGUGUCAACCAAUGAUCUAUAAAUCCAGGUGAACUCUGCUAUAAUACAAUAAUCAGACUUACAUUUACAGCAGAGUGCUGUUAUUAUUGGAUUGUUAUUAUUUUAAUGUGAAUGUUAAAAGUUAUAGAAGUGUAAUAAAAGUCAUUAUCUGUGA